AUGUCCGUCCUCGGCGUCUGCCUCUCUGCGGAUCACUCCUUCUCGAAAUCCGCAGUACCAGCCAUAACCCUCCUGCCAGGUCUCGGUGUCAAAGGCGACGCGCACGCGGGUACCACGGACCAACAUCUCCCUCGCAAGCAUAUCAACCCUCCACCUCCCAACCUUCGUCAAGUCCAUCUUAUGCAGUCCGAAAUCCUAUCGGCAGCCUCGUCCGACGCAGCAGCGCUGAAGCCGGGAGACGUCGGCGAGAACAUCACAACUACUGGUAUUGACCUCUUGUCACUCAGCAAGGGGACGAAAUUGCGUUUCGUGGACGAGAGUAGUCAAAAUGCACCGGAUACUACGGCGGUGGUAACAAUAACUGGGUUGAGAAACCCUUGUCCUAGAAUUGACAAGUUCCGGGCGGGGCUGAAGGAGAAAUUCGUGGUGCGGAAUGAGGAGCGCAAGAUUGUGCAGCGGAAGGCGGGGAUUAUGGGGGUUGUUGAAGUAGGUGGGGAGUACUCUACAGGCUUCACCAUUGACCCCAUUGAAGCCCUGAUACCAGUGCUCUAG
Molecule: messenger RNA, 552 nt
Organism: Uncinocarpus reesii 1704
Lineage: Eukaryota; Fungi; Ascomycota; Eurotiomycetes; Onygenales; Onygenaceae
Exons: 2
Coding region: 1-552 (183 amino acids)
Molecular function (GO): molybdenum ion binding; catalytic activity; pyridoxal phosphate binding
Source: RefSeq, a predicted model, not a curated record